GAGUGAACCGAGGUACUUCCCGACGGAGGGAACGGGCCGGCCCUUCCUCCUUUGGCAGCCGUCCAGGCGUGAGCGGGAGGCUUGGGCAGCGAGAGCCUUAUCUGGCCCGGCUGACAGCAGCCUUUUUAGGCGCGAGCGCAGCUGCUGGGACAGCUCAGUUGGAGCAAGAGUCCGACGGGAGCGCAGAAGGAGGGAGCGGAGCGCCGGGCGCACGGCUGCCUGUCCGUCCGUCCGGCCGGCCGGCUGGCUCGGCGCGCCCGCCCAUAUCCCGGCCUGCCCAUCUAGCCCGCCCGCCCGCCCGUCCCGCGGCCGCUCUGCUCGCCAGUGCGAGCGCCCGUGUAGGUGACUCGGUGUGCGCCUGAGACUUUUAUGUGUAUGCGUGCGUGCGCACGGUGGCGCGCACAGAGGGAGAGUGCACUUCCACAGAAGGCUAGCAGCUCGGCCGUCCCGCGGGCCUUCCAGAAGAACCGGACCAGAACCAUGAGCAAUUCCUACAGGUGCUGGAAAAGCAAGAGUGACUACGUUAUGGCUCUGAAGUCAAGUGACAUCUUCCAGAGUCUUAAGACGGAGGAAGUCUGUGAGUAUCAAGAACCCUGCUUGAGCCUCGAGCUCCAAGGCACCUCUAAGAUCCAAGAAGCCCAUAAGGCCAAGGAAAGCCGUGAGGCCCGAAAAGCUCAAGAAGGCCGAAAGGCCAAACAGGCCUGUGAGAUCCCUGAGCCCCGAGGAUUCCAUGAUCCCCGUGAGCCUCAGGACGACACUGAUGACCAAUACAGCUAUGAAAUGUUUGAUGGUGAUGAAGCUGGCGAAGCCAGUGACAAUUUUUCAGGAAGGAAGAAAUCCAAACUUCAGGCCUUCAAGGAUUUCUUUACCAAAAAGAAGAAGAUAUUUACUAAGUCCCUGAGAAAGACUAACCUGAAAAUGAGCCAGUCCAGCAGUGAGAACUCCAUCUCAGAGCUUGGGGUAUUUCAUCCAUUAAUUCAGCCAGGUUCCAAAGGCAACAUGUCGACCAAAUCCUUGUCUGAUGAAAGCAUCUUUAUGCUGGAUUCAGCCCAGGACAAGUCUGCAGAUAAAUCUCAGCGUGGUCCACCAGAAAAUUCUGGAACCUCCCAGGUUCCCACUGUUGAUCAGGACCAGAGCUCCAAGAGUUUAUCUGGGACAGAUGUGGAGGAAGCGAGUUCCUCAUCUGCCUCCUCCCAACCUGCUAAGACACGGGACUCAUCCACGGUCGCCUCUCAGACCGUCUCCGAGCUCCCCAUUGAUUUCAAUACCGCAGCCAGCCCCAUGGGGUGCUUGGACACCUCGGCUGCUCGACACAAGAUGGCACUGAACCCAAGGAAGCAAAAAAUCAACCGGAACCAGAAAGCAGCAAAAGUGGAAAAAGAGGCAAAACCAAGUGAGCCAAAGGCUGAAGAAAAGAAUAAUGAUGACCAUGAAGAAAAGGACAACGAGAAUGACAAAAAGACUAAAGGUGAAGAGACCAAGGCAGAGGGAGCCGGUGAAGGGACUGAAAGACCACGUCCUUCCGUUGUAGAGGGCGACAAUGACAGGGAUAAGAGCAUGCCAGACCUGGUUCCAAGCUUCGGGGGCACCAAGAGACGGGGUCCCCAGCCUGCCGCAGCAACUGAUCCCACUGAUGGGCAAAAGAGGGAAGACUCUUCAGAAGCCUCAUAUGCUAAUCUUAAGGCAGCCUUCAGACCCAAAGUCCCACCUAAACAAAUUGGUUCUUUGUUCAUCAAAGAGAAUAAGGGAUCAAGGCCUUUCCAAGACCUUUCCAGGGAACCCAUCUUCCCAUCUUGCUACCCCAGAUGUAAAAUCAUCGGGCUGUCCAAACCCGCGCUUGUAGAACGAAGAUCAUCUUGGGAUUUCCCUUCUUAUUUGCUUGGCCUGGGAAGAAGGAGCGAGACCAUGCCCGGAGAUUGCAAGUGGACACCAUUACUGAAAUUCUUUCCUGAGGUCAAGAAAGGUUCCCUGGGCGGCAAAGGCAGUGAGAGAGAAUCUUCCGCCCACAAGGGCUCCUCUGUCUCCAGCACUUUUGAGCCUUCCAGUACCAAGCAAUUCAGCAAAGAGAGAAUCUUCAAAACAGAGCAGUCAAAAACCGAGUCUUCAUUUGGCCUAGAGCCCAAAAAGAAACCAGUCGUUAAAGAAGCUGCAAAGAUCCCUCCUGUCCAAGAGGAUGAGGUGCCAAAAGGUCAUUUUGCAGCUUGGCAGAAUAUAUCAAAUGAAAAGCUUAUUGAAGAAGUGGACCCAUCUCAGUCUCCCAGUGAUUCAGAAGCCCAGCUAUCUGACCCCACACCAUCAGAGGGUGCUCAAGCUGACCUGCCCCAAAAGCCUGGCCAAGAUCCUCCAAACCCUUCAGCCACCAAGUCUGUGAGGUUCACUAUGAAUCCCGUCUGGCCAAAGUCGAAGCCAGAAGCCUCCGGUUCUAAGAAGGAGCCCUUGGAUAGCAGUUCUUCACUUCCACUGAAACAAGAAGCAUCCGACAAGACAUCCAAAGAGAAACCCUCUGCUGUGGAGAGCAACGGUAGCGACCCAAACGUCCAAGAAUCUACCAACCCGGAGAACCCAUUUGGGGUCCGACUGAAAAGGAUCAACUCUUCCCUGAAGGUGACACGGAAGAAACAAGAGUCUCUUCAGAUGUCUUCCAUAAUGAAGGAGGAUCCCAAAGCCGAAGGGGCCAAGACUCCCGGACAGGAGCCGUCAGACCUUGACAAGAACUUGGUCCCUCCGAAAGAGGUUCCUUUCAAACUCAAGUUGGAAAGUGAAGACAGAAAGCCCCGUGCUGUCAAGCCUUUAGAAAAGGCCGCCGCUGCCCAAAGUGACUCAGAACCUGCGUGGGUGAUGCUGGCCAAGCAGAAGCAGAAGGGCUUCCAGGGGCAUCUUCUUGCCAAAGGACUUUUCUCUGAGAAAAAAGGUACAGAUGAAGCAGCUGACGUCAAUACCGAGGAGAAAGCUGAUCCCGAAGUGGAAAACCAACCAAGAAAGAGUAACAUUUCUAACACCCGUAAGCCAGAAGAGGCACCUCAUGUGGAGGUUGUCGUUUCUGCCGUAACAGUGAUUGCAGCUGGAGAUCAAGAGACAUCUCAGGUGUCUGAAGCUGAAAAAGAAGAGUCUCUUCAGCUUCCUCAGGUGGCCACCCUGGUUCUCCCUGGCCAAGAAGAAAACCAAAGCAAAGAGUGAGAGACCAUAGAUCGUUCAGUAAUUCCAUAGCCAAGCCUUUUGAGGCAGGAAUUAUCAAUAGAUUGAUAGUUAUUUCAUGUAGCGAUUUCUUUAAUUUUUUGCCAUUUAUUAUUCUUAUUCUUGGGAUUAUUAAUAGUAGUAGUAAUAGUAGUAAUUGUAGUAAUAAUAGUAGUAAUUAUAGUAAUAAUAGUAGUCUGUAAAGUAAAAAAAGCCUCAAGAUGAAUUACGUUUCUAUUGUGCAAAGACUAGCCUAUUGCUAAAUUCAGAGGCUCACGUUAGUAUCACCAGUCAACAACAGCAUCUCUCAAAAACCAUCGGGGAGGAGCCUUGAUCUCCACUGGUGAAGGGUAUGCCCAUCUUAGGGAAGUUGAAACCAAAAGCCUUAGAAAUGAGAACUCACCUUGUAGGUAUUUGAAACGCAAGCACGCCAAGCGCUGCUUAAUCCUCAGUGUAGCCACUCAUCAAGUUAGCAAGCAUAAUCUCAAGAAAAAAUAGACGGUUUGGACUAAUGCAGACUCAACAUUUAUCUUCCUCCCAGUCAGCCAUGUUCUAGAAUUUCCUUGGGGAAAGCUAUGAAAGCAUCCCUUUCCUUCUUGAAUUGCCUUUUAACUUUGGCUCUGGUCAGUGAUCCUAGCCUGCAAGCCCAGUUCAGAUCUCUGACAGUGAGAAGCUCUGAGAAAGGAUACUCUGGGGCCUAUAACAAAAUGGAAAAAAAUUAUCCCCCAUAAGCCUUCUCAGAAUCCUGCUCACUCUGCCCUCCUCUCCCAUUGUAGGCCCCCAAGUUUCACAGCAGUUGCUUGAGUCUGAGCUUUUUCUUCCUACUUUGCACCCCUCUUCCCCCAAGUCCAAUCUUGGUAGCAGUGAGACAUGGCAGUUAAUUUUUGGGCUAUUAUCUUAUUUCUCAGAGUAGUUAGUAUCACCGUUUGGCUUCUUGCCCCAAAGUGCCCCCCAAAUGUGCCACCUGUUUAUCAGCUUGUUGCUUUGAGCGUUUAAGCUUUGAUUGACAAUAGACAUUUUUCAUAGAUGCUAAAAGCCAUCUCCGGCAAGUUUCUCUUCCUUCCUUUCUCCUCUCUUGGCUCAUCCUGUCUAGAGUUGUGAGGGGCUUGCCGAUUCUAAGAAGGAAGUCUGUACCAUCAGAACUCCCCUUUCCUCUUCAUUUUAGCCAGUAAUCAAUUAACGAAUUAUUAAAUGCUUUAUGCAUGCCAAGCAUUGCUCUGUGAAUGUGGGGAAUAUAAAGAUAAAUACCAAAUGGUCCUGCCCUCAAGGAGAUUAAAGGCUACUUGAUGAAUUCAGCAUAUGUACAGAUUGAAUUAAUAUAACCUAAUGGAGGAGAGUAGAUCAGGAAAGACUUCAAGUAGGAUGUGGCCCUUGAGCCACUUUAAAAGAAUUGAAAGGGAGAGAGAAUUCCAGGCAUACAACCAACAAGAAAGUGAACAAGAAAUUCUACCCUUCUCUCAUCAUCUCUAUCCUAGUAUAGCGCAGCUGCAAAACAGCAGGAGAAUGAGAAAAAAAUAAGACAUCUUUUCCAUUUCCCUACUCACCCAAUAUUGCCAUUCUCUUUUGAAGCUCAUUACAGCUGAGUAAUCCUGUAGAAUUAUUUUUCUUGAUUUCGUUUUCAUUGAUUGCAUUUGUUAUAGAUGUAUUGAUCGCAACUUUAUUGAUACUUUUUGUUCUUGCAUCAUCCACAUUUGCCAAUAUACCUGCCCCUUUUAGAGUUCCUUUUCUUUUUUCUUAAAAUCAGUUCUUUUUAUUUACAAAACAUAUGUAUAGAUGAUUAUCCAAC
Molecule: messenger RNA, 4960 nt
Organism: Sarcophilus harrisii (Tasmanian devil)
Lineage: Eukaryota; Metazoa; Chordata; Mammalia; Dasyuromorphia; Dasyuridae
Product: KIAA1210 ortholog
Exons: 12
Coding region: 370-3177 (935 amino acids)
Source: RefSeq, a predicted model, not a curated record